CCCAUUUCAGCUGCAGACACACGACCAGUGAAGUCAGGGCGAGCUAGCUGCCAGUGGUCGUUGCAGGCCCCGAAAGAUCCGAGCAACAUGGGCUCUGAAGAACAAGAUGCGCUGGAUGCGCUGGAUGCUCUUGAGCGCGAGGCGUCCGACUUUGACAAGGAUGCAGAGAUUGAUCGAAUUAGGAACGCUUUUGUUUUAGACGCGUACGCCGUCCUCGACCUACAGCCAGGAUGCACAGAGAAGGAUAUCAAGAUGUGCUAUCGCAAAAAGUCCCUACUCAUCCACCCGGAUAAAACCAAGAACCCGGCGGCCCCGGAUGCCUUUGAUCGCCUCCAGAAGGCGCACUCCGCACUGAUGGACGAGAAGAAGCGCGAAUACCUGGACGAAUGCAUUGCGGAUGCGCGCCGGCUGCUGAUCCGCGAACACAAGUACACACUCGACUCGCCGGAGCUGAAAACAGAGGAGUUCAAAAAGGAAUGGCGCAAGAUGACCGUCACGGUGCUCCUGGAGGAAGAGGCCCGGCGACGCCGCCAGGCCAAGGCCAAGCUGCAGGAGGAGGGACGCGAACGACGCAAGGAAGAGGAGGAAUUGGAGGCGCGCAAACGGAAACGCGACCAAGAUAAAGCUUGGGAAGACACCCGCGAAGAGCGGAUUGGUAGCUGGCGCGACUUCCAGAAGGGACAUAAGAAGGAGGGGGAUAAGAAGAAGAAGAAGAAAAUGAAAGUGCUGGGCUGAGUGUCUGGGUAGAGCUCAUAAGUUGGGGGGGGGAUUUGAGUAUAGUACGGGCUAUAGUAGUGUUAAUGAAGCUCUAUCUCAC
Molecule: messenger RNA, 817 nt
Organism: Aspergillus saccharolyticus JOP 1030-1
Lineage: Eukaryota; Fungi; Ascomycota; Eurotiomycetes; Eurotiales; Aspergillaceae
Product: J domain-containing protein
Exons: 3
Coding region: 88-735 (215 amino acids)
Source: RefSeq, a predicted model, not a curated record